AUGGGCUCGAGCUUCAGGAGCGAGGAGAUGUGCCUGGCACAGCUCUUCCUGCAGUCUGCUUCAGCGUACGACUGCAUCAGCGAGCUCGGGGAAAUGGGCCUCGUCCAAUUCCGAGAUCUCAACCCCAGUGUCAGCCCCUUCCAGCGCCGCUUUGUCAGCGAGAUCAAGAGGUGUGAAGAGAUGGAGAGAAUUCUGGCAUACAUCUUAAAGGAAAUCAAAAAGGCCAACAUUGCCAUUCCAGAGCCUGAAGUCAGUCCUGUAGCUCCUGCGCCCAAACACGUGCUAGAGAUUAUGGAGCGGCUGCAACGUUUGGAGGUGGAGCUCAGCGAGGUGACCAAGAACAGGGAGAAACUCCAGCGGAACCUUCUGGAGCUUACCGAGUACACACACAUGCUGAGGAUCACACACACCUUUAUGCACAGCCGCUCUAGGCAUGAGGCUCUGGGCCCGCAAUACGAGGAGUUCCCAUCUCUGGAGCCCGAGUCUGUGGCCGGCUGCACCAGCAUGCAGAGACUGGGGGCCAAACUGGGGUGAGUGAUGAUGGAGUGUCACUUCAUCCCUACGGCUGUGUCCCAAACACCAGUGUUUCAUACAUCAGUCAUCAUUAUGAUUUUAUAAACACCACAGAGAAGAGAUGGUGCAAAAAAAAAAAAAAAAACAUCCUAAAGUGGCACUAUUGUGGCCUGUUAGCGAAUCGGGUGAUGUCUCAAAUCACUCACUUCACGUGUGUGUAGUGUGUUGAUGCUAGAAAGCUUGGUGAGAUACUGUGGAGGAUGAACUAGAGCCACAGGGAGAUGAAGUGUGGAACUGUGGAACAGUUUUUCCCGCCGCGGUCUUCUCGACAUCGUGAAAGGGGCGGAGCCAUCACGGGGCUUUGGGUACUUU
Messenger RNA from Ictalurus furcatus (blue catfish), 885 nucleotides. RefSeq names its product V-type proton ATPase 116 kDa subunit a 2-like. NCBI's taxonomy places the organism in Eukaryota, Metazoa, Chordata, Actinopteri, Siluriformes, Ictaluridae. The coding region runs from base 1 to 534 and encodes 177 amino acids. The record is from RefSeq and is a predicted model, not a curated record. Gene Ontology annotation, biological process: proton transmembrane transport; vacuolar acidification. Gene Ontology annotation, cellular component: plasma membrane; vacuolar proton-transporting V-type ATPase complex; proton-transporting V-type ATPase, V0 domain. The transcript has 5 exons. Gene Ontology annotation, molecular function: proton-transporting ATPase activity, rotational mechanism; ATPase binding.